CAGGAACAUGUCCAACUUCCUUGUUUAUCCGUUCCGUGGUUUUCAGAGAAGCGGGGGGGAGACGGUGUUGAGGCUCGGUCCUCUUCCAUAACUACGGCUGUAACGUAAAAGCAAACCAUGCUGUCUGCUCGGCUGUGUAACGGCAAGAGGGGAGAAACCGUUGUUGUGCCGGCCGACCCUGCCAUCAGUGACGACGACGAUGAUGAGGAGGAGGAGGAAGAUGAGGAUGUGGAAGACCCGCACUUUUCCCCACCCACCCUCAACCUGGACAUUCCAGGCCCAAGUGACAUAGGCCCCUCUGCCAAGAGGAAGUGCAUGCAGCCUGCAGUGGAGGUGCUUCAGGUCCAGGACGAUGACAGUGAAAAUAACAGUGAGGAUAUUGACGACAAUGAGCAGCCAGCACCACAAGCUGAGACAAUUACCAAACCCAGGACGUCAGCAACCAGGCAAACCACCUGGCAAGUUGACCUGGAUGACACAGCCGUCCCCGAAUACCAGCACCCCCCCCCGGACUACAUUGCAACGCCUUUUCAGUACUUUAUGCGGUACUUUGGGCCCAAAGUCAUUAGGCAUAUCACAUACCAAACCAACCUGUAUGCCACUCAGAAGGACAUGAACACUACUUUCACCACCAGUGACGAUGAAAUAAUGGCCUUUCUGGCCAUCCUUAUCUAUAUGGGAAUUGCUCAGCUUCCAUCUGUUGAAGAUUACUGGGCCAUGGAGACCAGAGUGCCUCAAGUUGCCAACCUGAUGUCAUCAAAGAGGUUCAGGCUGCUGAAAAGUGUUGUCCAUUUCAAUGACAACACCCAGAUCCCUAACACAAGUGACUGCUUCUUUAAAGUGAGGCCACUGUUCAACUACCUCAAUGCUGCCUUCAGACGUGAGCCACAGACCCCCAAACAGUCUGUGGAUGAGGUGAUGGUUGCUUACAAAGGGAAGACAGCCGGCAACCUGAGGCAGUAUGCUAAGAACAAACCAGACAAGUCGGGAUUUAAGUUGUUUGCCAGGGCCUCUGAGGAUGGCUUCAUCCAUGACAUGGUGCUGUACCAGGGCAAGACAACAAUAGAAGCCCAUGGUGUCCCCCUGACACCUGAACAAAAAGCCUUGGGUGUUACCAGCCAGAUUAUCUCUGUCCUGGCCAGUACCAUGUCCUGCCGCAUCACCACAGCCAUCUUCGCUGACAAUUCUCUCACCAGCCUGGAGCUAGUGCGAUACCUCCGAGAACAGAACUGCAGGUACAUGGAGUCCUCUAAGGAGAUGGAGAUAAAGCCUGUCCCUCAUGGAACAUGUGAUGAUGGGGUCCUGGCUGUGAGGUGGAAGGACAACAAAACUGCCAUGAAGUAUGGGAGUGACACCAACACGAGAGAGCAUGUGAGCUGUCCACCUGUCACCCAGAGUUACAAAGCCAACAUGGAGGGCACUGAUAAGAAUGACAUGUUGGUCCACCUCUACCGCACCCCCAUGAAGUCCAAGAGGUGGUACAUGCGAUUAUUUGCAUACGCCAUUGAUGUCAGCCUCACAAAUGCCUGGGUCAUUUACAGGCGGGACUGCAAGGCCCUUGGUGUGAAUGGCCUGUCUCUGAAACAUUUUAGAAUCCAGGUGUUCAGGGACGCUGGCGGCAAGGGGCCAGUCAUGCCUUGCCCCCUAACAAGCUCAUCUUCACCUGUUGCCGGCCUGGGCACCGUUGCAGAUGUCCCUAAGCCUGUCCGUGGACACCGCAGCCACACCCCAAUCGAGGCUGUGCGCUUUGAUGUGUCCCUCUUUCAUGCCCCCGUACACACCAAUCGCCAGACCUGCAAGUUCUGCAGCAGGAAAGGCAACAUUCUCAGGUCAAACGUGGUCUGCAGGGUCUGCAAGGUCCACCUCUGCUUGAACGCUGAUCGUAACUGCUUUAUUAGGUUCCACGAAGAUGUGGCCUAAUGUUGUCGAAUGUGAUAAUGUGUAUGGUUACAAGUGCCUGUAUCAGCAUUUAUGUUCUAAUGUUCCAGAAUACAUGUUCCCUUUUCACUUUAUAUGUGUUUUUCUGGGAUUUCUUACAUAUACACUUCUUGGUCAGCAAGAAGCCAAUAUAUGGUAGCUUUAUUAACCUUGUUUUUUCUAUAUGAAAAUGAAAAAUUGAAAGAAAAAAAGGCAUAAAAGCGAUAAAGUCUUGUUAUGACUUCCAGUUACAUGCAGCGUUUCAUUUUGGAAUUUCCAAGUAUGAUUCAAUGAGUGCCUUACUAAGGCUUAAAAUACGAUGACAGUGUAAACAAAUAACACCUAGUCAGCUGUUUUUAAUCCAUGCUAACAAAACGCACAAUAGCCAGUUCCAAUGUGUUCAGCUCAUUGCCGGACAUGGGAAACAUUUCUCAGAUGGUGUCCUCAUAAGAGAGUGUCUCACUAAAGUCUCAGGAUUAAUGUGGCCGAAACAUUCAGCAGUGUGCGCAGUUGUGCAGCAAAUUGAAGACUUGUUGAUUCCAUGUGAUGAGAGCAUGGAUUCCACACAGCGUUCCACGGUGUUCCACAUUCCACAGUGUUCAGGAUUAAAUAAGCACUAUCAUUUUCUAACAACACCCUCCACCCAUCAUCCUUAUUAAAAUCAAUUUCAGCAUUAAGAAGCUCAUGUUUUUGGAAAGAGCUGCCAACUCUUUUUGUAACAUAAUAUAUGAAAAGCCUUUAAUAGAAAGCUGUGAUGGAGGCUGUUUUUUUUUCUUUUUUAAAGCGUUAUCAUCAUAUGUCAAGCAUGAUUUACAUUUAUUUCCUGAUAUACCUCAUCUGAGUGGCCCAGCCUUUUGUAUUAUUUUUCUAUAAGUGGCCCUUGUGAAAAAGUUUGUAUAUAAUACAACAAUGUUGUUGACGUGGAGCGUACACAGUGAUGUGAUUGUCAUGUACCUCGCUAAGGUGUUGUGUUCAUCUCCUCCUCACUGACAGUUUGUGAGACAUUUCUGUGUAAUGAGCCUGAAUGUUGAUUAACCAUUUAGACUUUCACUGUUUUAAAUUAAAGAUGAGACUUUAACUGUU
Molecule: messenger RNA, 3000 nt
Organism: Mugil cephalus (flathead mullet)
Lineage: Eukaryota; Metazoa; Chordata; Actinopteri; Mugiliformes; Mugilidae
Product: piggyBac transposable element-derived protein 2-like
Exons: 2
Coding region: 118-1920 (600 amino acids)
Molecular function (GO): sequence-specific DNA binding
Source: RefSeq, a predicted model, not a curated record